Messenger RNA from Antrostomus carolinensis (chuck-will's-widow), 1972 nucleotides. RefSeq names its product mitogen-activated protein kinase kinase kinase 5 (gene MAP3K5). The annotation marks the transcript as partial. Lineage: Eukaryota; Metazoa; Chordata; Aves; Caprimulgiformes; Caprimulgidae. Gene Ontology annotation, biological process: MAPK cascade; cellular response to stress; protein phosphorylation. The record is from RefSeq and is a predicted model, not a curated record. The transcript is spliced from 16 exons. Gene Ontology annotation, molecular function: ATP binding; MAP kinase kinase kinase activity.
GUUCAAGAAGGCGUUUGAGUCAGAGCCAACAUUACAGUCAGGAAUUAAUUAUGCAGUACUCCUCCUGGCAGCUGGACAUUGCUUUGAUACUUCUUUUGAGCUGCGGAAAGUUGGAGUAAAGAUCAGCAGCCUACUUGGUAAAAAGGGGAGCUUGGAGAAACUGCAGAGCUAUUGGGAAGUGGGAUCUUUCUUGGGGGCCAGUAUGUUGGCUAAUGACCAUAUAAGAGUGAUCCAGGCUUCAGAAAAGCUGUUUAAGCUAAAGGCACCAGCAUGGUACCUGAAGUCUAUUGUAGAGACUAUUUUGAUAUAUCAGCAUUUUAAGAAACUGACUCCAGAACAACAUACAGCCAAACAGGAACUUGUGGACUUCUGGAUGGACUUCCUUGUUGAAGCCACAAAGACAGAUGUGUCUGUAGUUCGAUUUCCAGUUUUAAUAUUAGAACCAACAAAAAUCUAUCAGCCCUCGUAUCUCUCCAUCAACAGUGAAGCUGAGGAGAAGACUGUAUCUAUCUGGCAUGUGUUGCCUGAUGACAAGAAAGGUAUCCAUGAGUGGAACUUCAGUGCUGCUUCAAUCAGGGGAGUAAGCAUAUCGAAGUUUGAAGAACGCUGCUGUUUCCUGUAUGUGCUGCACAACUCGGAUGACUUUCAAAUCUAUUUCUGCACAGAACUUCAUUGCAGAAGGUUUUUUGACAUGGUGAACAGUAUCAUUGAAGACAUAGGGAAGACUACAGAGGAAGGGGAAUGUGAUGGAGACUCUCUAGAAUAUGAUUAUGAAUAUGAUGAAAAUGGUGAGCGAGUCAUCCUGGGGAAAGGAACCUACGGCAUUGUAUAUGCGGGACGAGAUUUGAGCAAUCAAGUCAGAAUUGCUAUUAAAGAAAUCCCAGAGAGAGACAGCAGGUACUCCCAACCUCUGCAUGAGGAAAUAGCUUUGCAUAAGCAUCUCAAGCAUAAGAACAUUGUCCAGUAUUUGGGUUCUCUUAGUGAGAAUGGCUUCAUUAAGAUAUUCAUGGAACAGGUGCCAGGUGGCAGCCUUUCUGCUCUUCUACGAUCAAAAUGGGGACCAUUAAAAAAUAAUGAGCAGACAAUUGGCUUUUACACCAAGCAGAUUCUUGAAGGAUUAAAAUACCUCCAUGAUAAUCAAAUAGUGCAUCGAGACAUAAAGGGUGAUAACGUGCUUAUCAACACGUACAGUGGAGUGUUAAAGAUUUCAGACUUUGGAACUUCAAAGAGACUUGCAGGAAUCAACCCAUGUACUGAAACUUUCACUGGUACCCUUCAGUAUAUGGCACCAGAAAUCAUAGACAAAGGGCCACGUGGCUAUGGGAAAGCUGCAGACAUCUGGUCUUUGGGAUGCACCAUCAUUGAGAUGGCUACAGGGAAGCCCCCGUUUUAUGAACUGGGAGAACCACAAGCAGCUAUGUUUAAGGUGGGAAUGUUUAAAAUACACCCAGAGAUUCCUGAAUCCAUGUCUGCAGAAGCCAAAGCUUUCAUAUUGCGUUGCUUUGAACCAGAUCCUGAUAAACGAGCUUUUGCUCAUGAGCUACUUAUAGAUGAAUUCUUGAAGGUUUCAAGCAAAAAAAGAAAGUCCCAGUCAAAGCUCUCAGUUCUUUCAGCUAACACAAAUGAGUAUCUUCGGAGUAUAUCCUUACCUGUCCCUGUUUUGGUGGAAGAUACAAGUAGCAGCAGUGAAUAUGGUUCUGUCUCACCUGAUACAGAAUUAAAAAUUGAUCCAUUCUCUUUCAAAACAAGAGCCAAAUCCUGUGGAGAAAAAGAUGGGAAAGGAAUCCGUUCCCUUUUUCUGAGUAUCCCAGAUGAAAAUUUUGAGGAUCACAGUGCACCUCCUUCACCUGAAGAGAAAGAUUCUGGGUUUUUCAUGCUGAAGAAGGAUAGUGAAAGGAGAGCCACCCUUCACAGGAUAUUGACUGAAGACCAAGAGAAGGUGGUGAGGAACUUGAUGGAAGCUUUGGCUCAG